Geodia barretti is the source of this 645-nucleotide messenger RNA. Lineage: Eukaryota; Metazoa; Porifera; Demospongiae; Tetractinellida; Geodiidae. The record is from the annotation of a GenBank genome assembly.
AUGUGGGAGAGCGCGGAAUCACCCACCCUGACCCAACUGACUGAAGCGCUGCGGCAAUUGCCUCCCACCGAAGGGUUGGGAACCUCGGUGCCAUCGGUGGCCGGGAUGUUGCGCCGGAUGGAGAAGCAGGGCCUGGUCGACGUCGGCGGCGACAAGCGGAUCCGGAUGACGGACCGGGGCAAGCGAGAGGGAGAGAGCAUCGUCCGCCGUCAUCGUCUGGCGGAGUGGCUGGUGGUGCGACUGUUGGGGAUGGAGCUGCACGAGGCCCACAUUGAGGCUCACCAGUUGGAGCACGGGAUGUCGUCCGCCCUGGUGGCCAAGCUGGUGGACCAACUGGAGAACCCGACGCAUUCACCCUUCGGGUGGCCGAUCCCCGGGAGCGGAGCGCCGGAGGCGACGCCGGGAGCAAUCACAUUGGACAACGCCGCCCUCGGCGUACCGCACGUGGUCGACCGGGUGCCCGAAGAGAAUAGCGAACUGCUGAGGUUUUUGGACAACGUACGGUUGAUGCCAGGACGCCGGAUGACGCUGCUGGAGGCGAUGCCCUACCUAGGGGUAAUGCAGUUGGAGACAGAGGUGGAGCGCUUCUCCAUCGGUUGCGACGUGGCGAGACAGAUUGUGGUACGUCCGAUCGAGGCUGAGUGA